This is a messenger RNA of Alnus glutinosa, 1511 nucleotides long. Its product is annotated as protein RAE1. The transcript is spliced from 12 exons. Lineage: Eukaryota; Viridiplantae; Streptophyta; Magnoliopsida; Fagales; Betulaceae. Gene Ontology annotation, biological process: transcription-dependent tethering of RNA polymerase II gene DNA at nuclear periphery; RNA export from nucleus. The coding region runs from base 265 to 1308 and encodes 347 amino acids. Gene Ontology annotation, cellular component: nuclear pore. Gene Ontology annotation, molecular function: ubiquitin binding; RNA binding. The record is from RefSeq and is a predicted model, not a curated record.
GAAGCCAUUUGAGAGAAAACUUGUAAGCUUGAGUGCCUAUCUCGCCUAUUAGCCUUUCUAUCUUUUGAAUCUUGUAUCCUGUAUUAUCUUUCAUUUUCUUUAUCUUGUAUCUUCAAGCCUCUGCAAGGCUUUGUAUCAAUCUCCGUUUAUACAAAGAAGCCGUUGAGCGCCUUACCACCGAUACUCCGGCGCCGCUUCCAGCUCUGUCCCCCGCUUCUCCGCCGACCUCCAGCCAACUCAUUGGUUACUUGCUUCGUGCUAUCAAUGACUACUUUCGGAGCCGCUUCGGCGCCGAACCCUAAUCCGAACAAAUCCUUUGAGGUGGCUCAGCCUCCUAGUGAUUCAGUUUCAAGCCUCAGUUUCAGCCCGAAGGCCAAUUACCUGGUUGCUACUUCCUGGGAUAACCAGGUAAGAUGUUGGGAGAUAUUGCAUAGUGGGACUUCUGUAGGCAGUACACCCAAGGCUUCAAUAUCGCAUGACCAUCCGGUUUUGUGCUCAACUUGGAAAGAUGAUGGAACAACUGUUUUUUCUGGUGGCUGUGAUAAGCAAGCAAAAAUGUGGCCUUUGUCGGGUGGUCAGCCAGUGACUGUGGCCAUGCAUGAUGCAGCCAUCAAAGAUAUUGCUUGGAUCCCAGAGAUGAGCCUCUUAGUCACAGGAAGUUGGGACAAGACCCUAAAGUACUGGGAUACUAGGCAGCCAAAUCCUGUGCAUACCCAACAACUCCCUGACCGCUGUUUUGCACUAACAGUGAGGCAUCCUCUGAUGGUUGUUGGCACUGCAGAUCGAAAUUUGAUUGUCUUCAACUUGCAGAACCCACAGACUGAGUACAAGAGAAUCAUUUCACCUUUAAAGUAUCAGACAAGAUGUGUUGCUGCCUUUCCUGAUCAGCAAGGUUUCUUGGUUGGCUCGAUAGAGGGAAGGGUUGGUGUACACCACCUUGACGAUUCACAGCAGACUAAAAACUUUACUUUCAAAUGCCACAGAGAUGGCAAUGAGAUAUACUCUGUCAACUCUCUAAAUUUCCAUCCUGUGCAGCACACUUUUGCAACUGCAGGAUCUGAUGGUGCUUUUAAUUUCUGGGAUAAAGACAGUAAACAGAGACUUAAGGCAAUGGCAAGGUGCAGUGCACCCAUACCCUGCAGUACUUUCAACAACGAUGGUUCACUAUUUGCAUACUCGACGUGCUACGACUGGAGUAAGGGUGCGGAAAAUCACAAUCCAGCAACAGCCAAGACCAACAUUUUCCUGCAUCUGCCACAGGACGCCGAGGUUAAAAGCAAGCCACGAGUUGGAACUGGUAGAAAGUGAAGGUGCUUUACCAGACUCAUACAGUGGCUGUACAAAAAUUUAGUCAGUCUUUUUUUUUUUUUUUUUUUUUGGUUUAUUCAGUGGUUCAGAAUCUUCUUUCUGUGCAUCUUAGUGAUAUUUUCAAGAUCCUUGUGAGAUCAUUUUGAGAUUUUAUGAUUAACCAGUCUAACCUUGAUUACAUUAAUCUUGGUUUUUUUUUAUUA